This is a messenger RNA of Xenopus laevis (African clawed frog), 4301 nucleotides long. RefSeq names its product TBC1 domain family member 30 L homeolog (gene tbc1d30.L). NCBI's taxonomy places the organism in Eukaryota, Metazoa, Chordata, Amphibia, Anura, Pipidae. The record is from RefSeq and is marked provisional. Gene Ontology annotation, cellular component: endoplasmic reticulum.
GGAAAAGGAAGGAACAGGUCCGGCAUGGGUGGUGUGUGUGUCACUGCUCCUUGUUUGCGGCUCACUGGAUGACAUGCUGGUAACAUUUGCCAGCACUCUGGAAUUAUGUCUGCACAGUUAACUCUAAAAGAAACUAUGGACGAGCAAGGCGAGGAUUUAUUCACAGAUGUGGAGAGUGAUGCAUUUGUCAAUGAGAGUCAUGGAGGGAUGGCUUUCCAGCAAAACUUCAGCGCCUGGCCUGGUGCAUUCCAAGUUGCUUGGCCACUUACCAAUCAUCAGGAUUUGGCAAGUGAAACCCAAGACAAUGGGACAAGUGUUGGAGAUGAUAUCGAGGUCUCCCUCUGUGAUUACCAGCAGCAAGGCCGCAGUCGCACAUCAUCCCUAGUAAAUGGGUUACUUACAGAACUCUAUGAUACUUAUCGUGGUGGGACAGGCUAUUGCUAUUUUCGCCAACAGGACAGUGUGGACAGUUCGACUGAAGCAUCUGGAUCAGAUGCCUUCCUGAGCAGGAGCAACCCUGAGUCUGGAUUCCUGCAAGAGCUUAGUGAACGGCAGAGCAGCAGGUACCAGAUGCAGUACCUGAGGCAGAAAGUUUCCAAUGAGUUAAAAGCCAUAAAGGAAGAACUUAAUCAACGCAUUGCAAAUCAGUCUGCUAAACUGCUGCGCCAAGUGAAGCAAAGGGAUAGACUUCAACACAAAGUGCAAAAGAAUUGUGACAUUGUUACUGCAUGUCUACAAGCUGUAUCACAAAAACGCCGAGUGGACACCAAACUGAAGUUUACUCUUGAACCGUCUCUGGGUCAGAAUGGAUUUCAGCAGUGGUAUGAUGCUCUCAAAGCUGUGGCCAGAUUGCCAACUGGGAUACCAAAGGAAUGGAGGAAGAGAGUAUGGCUCACUCUGGCAGAUCACUAUUUACACAGCAUUUCAAUUGAUUGGGAUAAAACAAUGCGCUUCACAUUUAAUGACCGGAGCAAUCCAGAUGAUGACUCAAUGGGAAUACAAAUUGUAAAGGAUCUUCAUAGAACAGGCUGUAGCUCAUAUUGUGGACAAGAGGCAGAACAGGAUCGAGUGGUGCUGAAACGAGUUUUACUUGCCUAUGCCAGGUGGAACAAAACCAUUGGAUACUGCCAAGGAUUCAAUAUACUGGCAGCACUUAUACUCGAGGUUAUGGAAGGGAAUGAAGGAGAUGCUUUAAAGGUAAUGAUUUAUCUCAUAGACAAAGUGCUACCAGACAGCUAUUUUGCCAACAAUUUGCGAGCAUUAUCUGUGGAUAUGGCUGUGUUUCGGGAUCUCUUGAGAAUGAAACUGCCUGAACUGUCCCAGCACCUGGAUGUCCUUCAGAGAACUGCAAACAAAGAAAGCGGAGGAGGUUAUGAGCCCCCUCUUACAAAUGUCUUUACUAUGCAGUGGUUUUUGACACUGUUUGCAACGUGCCUUCCUAACCACACUGUUCUGAAGAUUUGGGAUUCUGUGUUCUUUGAAGGUUCUGAGAUCCUUUUGCGAGUAUCGCUUGCUAUCUGGGCCAAAUUAGGAGAGCAGAUUGAAUGCUGUCAGAAUUCAGAUGAUUUCUACAGUACCAUGGGAAGACUGACUCAGGAGAUGCUUGAAGACAGUCUCAUAGACAGCAAUGAACUAAUGCAGACUGUUUACUCGAUGGCCCAGUUCCCAUUCCCACAGUUGGCAGAACUGAGAGAAAAAUACACAUAUAAUAUAACACCUUUCCCAGCACCUGUUAAGUCAGCAUCAUUUUCUGGGCGCACAAGCAAAAUGCGAGACAGCGAUGAAGAAAAUGAAAUCGAUGAAGAUGAUGUAAAUGCUAAUUCUGUUGGUUGUCUUGGACCAUUCAGUGGCUUUCUGGCUCCAGAACUACAGAAAUACCAGAAGCAGAUCAAAGAUCAUAAAGAAGAUCAGAGCCUGAAAGCUAGCAAUAUUGCUGAACUGAGUCCAGGAGCAAUUGAUUCCUGCCGGAGUGAAUAUCACGCAGUGUUUAAUAGCAUGAUGAUGGAGCGCAUGACCACCGAUAUCAAUGCCCUUAAGCAGCAGUAUUCCAGGAUUAAGAAAAGACAACUUCAGCAAAUUAACCAAGUGUACAUUGCAGCAGGGCAUGAAGAAGAAAAAGCCCCUGGGAUCCCAUUAGAUCCCAGGCAUCAGCAGAAUACUGACAAAGGUCCUGUGAGCUGUAUUCUGCCAUCUCAGGUUAAUCAGUCUCCGGUCAUUAAUCAUUUAUUACUUGGUAAGAAACUGAAGCAAGUAAAUAGGUCUAAAAAUGUUGUCCAUUUGCCAGCAUCCAAAUCAUCCCUCCUGGCCAAUGAAGAAACCAAAGCUAAACAGAACUCUCCCUGGCGUACCCAUAUAAGAGUUCAUCGAAAAAACAUUGCAAGGGCCAAAGGAGAGCUUGCCCAUGGGGACACCAUAGGACUUAUAGAGGAGCAGAACGAGGUCCCCAAAGAUCAAACAGAUACCUCAAAAGAAACUGAGGAAAUUGCACAGCCUCCUUGCUCCUUGGCAGGGGAAGAAACAGGCUUGGACAGAACUGUUAUGAAGGUUGAUGGCCGCUCUCCAGAGCCUGUUUACCAGGAUGAAAAUGCAAAUGUAACUGUUGUGCAGAGCAAGCUAGAGGCUCUGGAGCUGAGCCCAGAUGCUAAAACAGAAGUCAGUUUAGAAAUGAGUCAGACAUUCCAGGAGUCGCAAUCUGAUUCCCAUAGUUCCUCUAGUGAAAGUGAAUCUUUAAAGAAAUCUCCCAAGGCGCAAGUAUUUAGCCCUUUCCCAAGUGUCAAACCACUUCGAAAAUCUGCCACAGCCAGAAAUUUGGGUUUGUAUGGGCCAAACAGUAGAACACCAACUGUACACUUCCCACAUAUGAGCAAAACCUUCAACAAAGCUGCAAAUGGUACCACUGGCAGCAAGAAGCGAUAACAUGCUGUUAGUUUUCUAUGCUUAUCAGAGACAUUGUUCUUUUCCUUCAUAGGCCUGAAGCCUUUGUUCUUUCAUCCAUUUCAUGGCAACGUGGCUAAGUUUGGUGUUUUUGGUGGUGCAGAGUUGUGGUUCUUUGUAAUCCACCUAUGGGAUAUGGGACUUGUAGGUGGCAUUUAAUAUAGGUUGCAUCUCUGAAAGAUAAUUGUUGAACUAUGCAUCAUUUGGAAAAUAUUUUUCUCAAAAAUACAGUACAUGUGUAUCAUGUAUAUUAAUGGGUGGAAAUUGACACUCUUUUCUGAGUGUGGUACGGUCCAUUCACUAUUUAUGGCACAUUUCAACUUUAAAAUGGACUUUAUUAAGAUUUUUCAAAUGUAUGUACAUGUUAUAGGAGUGCUUGCUGCAGAAACUGCUUGCUAUCGUAUCAGACAACAUGCUAGAGCACAACAGUGUAUGGCAUGAGAGGCCUGAAAGUUAUCUCUGUGGCCAGUAAAAAUUUCAGUUCUUAUAGACUAGUAAACUGCAUUUCAUCUGGCUUUGUUACAUAUACACAUCCUGCAUGUGUAUAUAUAUAUAUAUAUAUAUAUAUAUAUAUAUAUAUACAUGCACAACAUUGCUAGGCUUUGCUAUCUAGGGAUAACAUUGAUCAAUUGUAUCUGAAAAUCAUGCUCGUUGUCAUAAAUUUGCUGUAUAUGCACACACAUUCACACACAUUUUCUGUAUUUGUUUUACCAUGAACCUAUUACGGAAAUAGAAAGUAAUUAACAUUUUUGGAAACCUGUAUUUCUGAGGAUUUUUCCCAGAGGCAAAUAUGAUAUAAUAUUACAAUAUUGCACUUUGAUUGAACAGUAAAAUAUUCUUGUUGUUAUUAUAUUACAUGCUAUUUCAUUUACAGUGAUGCAGAAUUAAGAUGGUCAUGUCCUUUGAUUAUGUAAUGAUGAGUUUUGGAAGACUAUAUUGAGAUGUUUCCUGGGACAUGAUGUGCAUUGUCAUGUGUCUUUAACCUCACUGAGCUUGGAACGUGCCAUUAUUUAUUUCAGGUUUCAGAAGGUAGGGUUGUACACUGCUGCAUAUGGGAAUGCUUGCCUCAGUUAUGCAUGCAUUAUUUUGCAUCUUGUGCUCCUGUGGUCAGACAUAUUAUUGGAAAGAGUCUUCUAGAAUACAGAUAUGUUCUUGGUAAUCUUGAGUCUAUGUUCACUUAAAAACUCUGCGGGUGGAAUUUCAUUACCUGGAAAACGUCAUCUGUCUCCACCACUGUGUUUCCUCCGUCCUCUCAUAGUCACAGUGCCAAAAUGCAUGGUGGAAACUAAACAUGGUGAUCUGUGUCACAGCUUAUGUUUUUGUCUGGCCUGUCCAAGCACUUGGUAAUAAAGUACCUAAGCAUCUUU